AUGUAUAAGUUAACAAAACAUCUAAACAAAAGAUUCAGAAAUAGCACUUUAAUUUUUCCUAAACUCUAGAACUUCAAUCUAUUUAAUCCUUAACUUGUCAAAAUUAACUGUGAUAUUAGAUAUUUCUCGACAGUUGAUCCAAGUAAUCACAUUUAAUAAAAUAAUUAAAAUUUUACAGAAAAAUAAGACGACAUUAAUAAGACUGGGUAGGCUGUAGCCACUAAGAAAGAAAUCAGAGCUUAUUUGCAGCCAAUUAUAUUUAAUAAAGAGGCAAAAUCUAUACUUUACAAGUCCACAUUAUUGCUAGCACUUUCUAAGUCCUUGGCAAUUGCAAGUCCCUUCUUCUUGAAAUACACAGUGAAUGCUAUUUCAUUGGGAGCCUAAAUGGAUAUUAAUAUGGCUUGCUUAGGAAUCAUAGGAUUUGGAACUGCAAGAAUAUUAUCAACUGUGUUUCAAGAAAUCAGAAUGAAGUAAAUAGCAGACAUUAUUCAAAUAGGCGCUAAGAAUGUAUCAAUGCAGGCUUUCAAGCACCUACAUGAGCUAGACAUUUACUUUCAUAAAGUUUCUUCUAAGAAUACAGUAUUUGCCAUUAACAGAGCUAUUAGGUCUAUAGAAAGUGCACUUAGGUUUACCUUAGGCUUCUUCGCUCCUGUAGGGUUUGAAUUUGUAUUGUUAUGUGGAACCUUCCAACUCUACUUUGGCUUCCCUUAUUUGGCUAACAUGCUUGUGACUCUAGGAUUUUACACAAUUCUUACUAAAAAAUAUAGCACCUACAGGCAAAAUAUCAUUAGGGAGAGGAAAAAUCAUGAGAAAAAGUCUGAGUUUUAUUUAAAUGAAAGUAUGAUGAACUAUGAUACAGUAAAGAACUUCAACAGAGAAGAAAGAGAACUGAGAAUAUAUGAGACACUUCUAGAUAAAUUAAGGAAAUCAGCAGAAUAAGUAUAGAUCACACUUGGUCGUUUGAACAUUAGUCAAUCAGUGAUAUUCAGCAUUGGAAUGACAAUUAACCUUUUAAUGGCAGUAUAGGAUGUAUCACUGGGUGUUUUCACUCCUGGAGAUUUUGUAAUGCUCCAAACACUCUUUAUAUAAUUAGCUGGGCCACUCUUUAAUAUGGGUACACUGUUCAGAGAGAUCGAUUAAUCUCAGGUUGAUGUUGAAGAUCUCUAUGUGAUGUUGAAGCAAGAAUCUAAGAUAAAGGAAAAGAUUGAUGCUUAAGACUAUCAAUUUAAACAAGGCUAAAUUCAAUUGCAAGGAGUUUCUUUUAAGCAUAUGAAAGGCGAUAAUAAUGAAUUCAAUGGAUAAGAGAAAUAUCUGUUCAAAGAUUUGACUCUAGAUAUACAACCAGGUACUACUAAUGCAAUAGUUGGAUAAAGUGGAUUCGGAAAGACUACAAUGCUUAAUUUGAUAAAUAGAAUAUAUGAUCCUCAUGAGGGCUCAAUUAUCUUGGAUGGGCAGGACUUAAAAGACUUGAAAUUCAAAUCUUAUCGUAAAUACAUUUCUGUCAUCCCCUAGAAUGGAAUUCUAUUUAACGAUACUAUUUUGCACAAUCUUUAAUAUGGCAAUGAGGAUGCCACUUUUGAGGAAGUUGUUGAGAUCGCCAAGAAAUGUCAAAUUCACGAAAAAAUUCUAUCAAUGGAAAAGGGUUAUGAGACCUAAGUAGGGGACUUAGGAAGCAAACUCUCAGGAGGUGAAAGACAAAGAAUACUUAUAGCAAGAGGAUUGCUGAAAAAGGAUGCAAAAAUAUAUCUUUUUGAUGAAGCAACUAGCAAUCUAGAUGCUCACACUGAAAGGGAUAUUACUGAGGCACUAGAAGAGAUUAUGGUUGGCAAGACUGUGAUUUACUGUGCUCAUAGACUUUCUUCUAUCAUUAAUGUUGACAAUAUAUACGUGCUUGCAGACGGCAAAGUAGCUGAAAAGGGCACUCAUUGGGAGUUGAUGGAUAAUGAAAACUCUCUAUACACUGAGAUGUGGAAGAAUUAUUUAAAUGAGCAAGAAAAAGAAAAAGUUGCUGAGGAAAAAUGA
Molecule: messenger RNA, 2022 nt
Organism: Stylonychia lemnae
Lineage: Eukaryota; Ciliophora; Spirotrichea; Sporadotrichida; Oxytrichidae
Source: the annotation of a GenBank genome assembly